Protopolystoma xenopodis is the source of this 870-nucleotide messenger RNA. The record is from the annotation of a GenBank genome assembly. NCBI's taxonomy places the organism in Eukaryota, Metazoa, Platyhelminthes, Monogenea, Polystomatidea, Polystomatidae.
AUGUUCUCCUCACAUAAUAGUGACAAGGAACUGGAUCUUCAAUACAUAACUGCUUCUCUGGAAAUGCUGGUAAUCGAUUAUGCUGAACUCCUUUUCAUGCAGAAUUGGUCUCUGGUUGCUUCCUUGAUAUCUCGACUCAAUCAGCGUAUGACGCGAGCAGUGAUCAAUAACCCGGCACGAGUCAGACUUUCUCAUCUAGCUGGUCUUGGGGCUAGAUACCGACAGACCAUUCUAUUUAGCGCUGCAUUUCACUAUCUUAUAGCUGCAUCGAUCGGUGAAUGCUCUAACUUUCAAGGCCUCGUACUUGUCUUACCAAGUCCAUAUCACCCUUCGGUCGGCAGGCUAUCUCAUAGAGACAAAGAUGGCGGUCAGAUUCUCGCCAAACGCCGCAAGUCGAAUCGCAGAGUUUACUACUCUUCGGUACCUAUCGCCACUGAAAGUUCUGCCUCUAUGGGUUCUCAACUUCGGCCAGAAGCUCUCUAUCCUGGCUAUCUACCACCUUUCUUUCGAGUGCCUGGUGCCUACCUAACUUCUGUAACUUCCGCUGGCUUUGACAAAGCUAAUAGAAAUCUGCAUGAUUCCAUAUCAAGCUUCUCUUCCAGGUCCUCUGAUCUAGGUGCCAUAAAGUUAACGGCCGAUGAUGUUCGCCUCAGUCUAAUCCCUUUUACAGUGGCUAGUACCUUUCCUAGCAGUCAUCUGAAAAGCACCGCCAUUAAUGCCGGUCUUCUGGCCUCUUUACCUGUUUCUGCGAGCAGUGGAUCCCUUUGUUGGGCCGAACUGACUAAACCCGCUUCAGGCUCAGAUGAGGAUGGCGCACUGCUUAUCUCUUCUACUGAGCUACCAAGAGCUGAGUACAGUGAACUAGGUUAG